AUGGCACCUAAGAGAUCUAUAUCCAACGCCGGCUCCGGAUCUCGCAAGAGUCAGAGACUGGUCAAGCUGCAACCUGCUCAAGGCGCCAAUUCGAUCCUGCACUAUUUCUCGAAGUCACCUACUGAUAAACCGGCGGAGAUCUCAGACACAGCUAUAAGCAAUCCCGAUAAUGCACGAGAGCAAGAUUCCCAGGACCUAGAAGUGGAAGAAAAGGAAGACUUGGCACUCACAUCAGAAGUGGAAGCGGAUGAUUUUUCGGAGUCUGAUGAAGAUGAGACUUGUACCUCAGAGGCCGAUAAUGCAGAAGAGCAUCAAACACCCGAAGCCAAGUAUACUGCUCGCACUGAGCAGAUACAGAUAAUGCUUAGACACAUGGGCUUACCAUCUGAUCUGUUUGACCCCGAAGCCCAUACCAACUGGCUCAGUAUUCUUCUACACACAUCUUCAGCCAGUGACGAAGUCAAGCAAGAGAUCCAUGAAUUCUCCAAGAAGAUCAAAGAAACAACUUUCCCUGAGUCAACCGUUGAUGUGGUUGAAUGGCAACAGGAUGAUAACCGGCGAUCCUGGCACAGCCAUUGCCCAAAGAUGGAUGAUAUCUGGGAAGAAUAUCUCGCCGGCCUUGUGAAUAUCCUUGGCGAGAACAGUGAUUUCAAGCUCUCAACUAUGGCCAAACCAUCGGGACCCCUCGGCGCCGUUUUGCAUAUGCAAUGGCACUACCCCGUCGAUGCUAAGCGCCGUGUAAGCCAAGGCCACCAUUUUCGCCACGUGCUUGACACAAACAAUAGGAGCCUCUUCCAGCAGGAAAAGAAGAUGGGCACUCCCCUGAAUGUAUCUGUUUCGGAUAUGAUCCCUAUCCGCCAGCCCUCCCGUAAUCCCAACUAG
Molecule: messenger RNA, 882 nt
Organism: Trichoderma breve
Lineage: Eukaryota; Fungi; Ascomycota; Sordariomycetes; Hypocreales; Hypocreaceae
Exons: 2
Coding region: 1-882 (293 amino acids)
Source: RefSeq, a predicted model, not a curated record